Oryza sativa Japonica Group (Japanese rice) is the source of this 4017-nucleotide messenger RNA. The record is from RefSeq and is a predicted model, not a curated record. NCBI's taxonomy places the organism in Eukaryota, Viridiplantae, Streptophyta, Magnoliopsida, Poales, Poaceae.
UCAGCACCGACCUGGCGGCCCAUUUGUUGCCAUUGACUAGCGUUCACCCGGCCCUGGAUCCCCCUCUCCCAUCUCCCAUCUCACCACCUCGGCCGCCGCCGCCGCCGCCGCCGCCGCCAUCGCCGCAGCGAUCUGUCACAAUCACCACCGCCACCGGCAAUGCCCACCGCGUCAUAGGUCGAGGCGCGCCAUGCCCCCGCCGACCCCGCUGGCCCGCCUCCUCGCGGCCAUCUCCGCCGCCGCCUCCUCGCCCGCCGACCUCCGCCGCCUCUCCCACCGCGUCCUGUCCCCCUCCGCGCCUCUUCCCCCUCUCCGCUGCCUCAACACCCUCCUCAUGGCCCUCGCACGCCACCGUAUGUUCCCGGACAUGGAGUCCCUCGCCUCCCGCAUGCCCGCCCGCAACCUCCGCACGUACACCACCCUCAUCAACGCCUACUGCCUCGCCGGCGACAUCCCCGCCGCGAAGCAGCAUCUCACCUCCCUCCUCCACGCGGGACUCGCGCCGGACUCGUACGCGUACACCUCUUUCGUCCUUGGAUAUUGCCGCGCAGGGAUGCUGACGCACGCCUGCCGGGUGUUCGUGCUAAUGCCGCUCCGGGGAUGCCUGCGGACAGCGUUCACGUACACGGCGCUGCUCCAUGGGCUGCUUGGCGCAGGGAUGGUUCGUGAGGCUAUGGCAGUGUUCGUUGGGAUGAGGGCGGACAGCUGUGCUCCGGAUACCCAUGUGUACGCGACGAUGGUGCACGGGCUGUGUGAGGCUGGACGAACUGAGGAGGCUGAGGUGCUGCUUGAAGAGGCAAUGUCUAACGGAUUUGAGCCAAAUAUUGUUGUCUACAAUGCGCUGAUUGAUGGCUACUGCAAUGCUGGAGAAAUGGAACAUGCACUUAAGGUCUUCGAGGGCAUGGAUGGCAACCGGUGCUCCCCAAAUGUGCGAACAUACACCGAGCUGAUACAUGGGUUGUGCAAAUCAGGGAAGGUGGAAAGGGCCAUGGUGCUGUUCAGUCGGAUGGUUGAGGCAGGUUUGGAGCCCAAUGUAGUGACAUACACAGCUUUAAUUCAGGGGCAGUGCAAUGAGGGUCACCUGCAAUGUGCUUUUAGGCUUCUUCAUUUGAUGGAGACUAAUGGGCUGGUUCCAAACGACUGGACUUUCUCGGUGUUAAUUGAUGCUCUCUGCAAGCGUGAGAAGGUUGAGGAGGCCCAGUUGUUUCUUGGGUCUCUUGUCAAGAAGGGAGUUAAGGUGAAUGAGGUUGUUUACACUAGCUUGAUAGAUGGAUUGUGCAAGACAGGAAAGAUUGAUGCUGCUGAUGAAUUGAUGCAGAAAAUGAUCUCAGAGGGGUUUGUGCCAGAUGCCCACUCAUACAGUUCACUUAUUGAUGGAUUAUGCAGGCAAAAGAAGUUGUCGCAAGCAACAUUGAUGUUGGAAGAUAUGAUGGAGAAGGGAAUACAGGCAAGUCCUGUAACAUAUACCAUUAUAAUUGAUGAAUUAGUCAGGGAGGUAGGAUCAGAAGGUCCAAAGAAAAUAUUCGACAAGAUGAUCGCGACAGGUAUCAAUCCUGAUAUUGUAACGUACACAGUAUUUGUCCGCUCCUACUGUGAAGAGGGGAGAAUGGAAGAUGCUGAAUCCAUGAUAGUUCAAAUGGUUGAUCGUGGUGUUUUCCCUAACCUAGUCACGUAUAACACUUUGAUUAGAGGGUAUGCAAAUCUAGGACUAGUCAGUCAAGCAUUUUCAACUUUUGAAGUAAUGGUUGGUAAGGGGUGGAAACCAAACGAGGACUCCUACACAGUUCUUCUCAGACUUGUGGUAAAGAAAAGUUCCUCUGAUAACUCUGUUGAUAUAUGGAAAAUAGCAGACAUGAAAGAUCUCCAGGUACUUUUGGAGGACAUCACUGAGCGUCAGUUGCCACUAGCCGCCGAUAUUUACAGUUGUUUCAUUAGAUGUUUAUGCCGAGUUGACAGAUUGGAGGAAGCAAAACAUUUUUUUAUGGGGAUGCAGAAUGCUAACUUGACCCCUAGCGAGGAUGUAUAUACUUCGAUAAUAGACUGCUGUUGCAGAUUAAAAAUACUAACAGAUGCUUUGACAUUGCUUGAUUCAAUGACGAAAAGUGGUUAUUUGCCACAUUUAGAAUCUUAUAGAAUUAUAAUUUCUUCUCUUUGUGAGGGAGGAAACUUUCGCACUGCUAAGGAAGUUUUUGGUGAUUUGUUACUGAAGGAAUCCAAUUAUGAUGAGAUUGUAUGGAAAAUUCUGAUUUAUGGCCUAUUACAGAAGGGCAGUGUUGCUGAGUUCUCAAGUCUGCUCUCCGUCAUGAAGGAACAUGGUUACCAACCUAGUAACACAAUUAAUGCCAUGAUUACAGGUGAAAUAACAGUUACAAAUGAAGUUCAGGAAAUCGCUAGAUAAAUUUGGAGAAACUAACCAACUGUUGUGUUGAUGGUCUACAGCAGAAGUGGCAGGCGGGCUGGAGGGUGACAUGGUGAACGAUCUCGGCAGCAACUGUGGUGGCAGCUGACGUGCUCGAUUGUGACUGGGGAGUGAACUCGAGGGCAGCUGCAAGAACAAUCUGGAGGGCAGCAGCAGUGGUGUUUGAUCUCUGGGAGAGAGGGAUGGAGCCGUGGAGGCAAGAUGGCCUGUAGCUCGAGCACAGAGCUUCUGUUGGCUUGAGCGUGGUUGAGCUGCCAAGAUGUUGGCCUUCCUCGAGCACUAAGCACCUAGUGUGGAGGAAAAACGCGGCGCUUCCGACCAUGGCCGAUUCGAGUGCUCUAGUGAGAAAAAAAAUCGAAUUUUUUAAUUUUGAGGGGCAAUGUUCAUGAGGAUGAGAGGAUGCCAAUUGUUAAAACAAUUUUGUAUUGGUUGAGGCCUUGAGGGGAGAUCGAGUGUGCAACUCAACAUUGUUGCCUUUCUGUGCACAGUGAAGCAACAGAUCCUCAUGGACUACUUCCAUUUGUGGCAUCAGCAUCGGGCUCAGUCGAGCCAGGCGCAGUACCGUCAUUCGAGCUUGAGAACACGUGGACAUGCGAGUGGUCAAGCUCAUGGGCAUGCUGACGGCCAUCAAGCUCGAGCCUCGAGGACGGUGUCCGGCUAGCAUUCGAGCUUGAGAAAGGAGAGGGGGCUGGAGGAGGAAGAAGGAGGAAAAGGCACGGCUGUUGGUUAUGUGUCAAUCCACUGAAGCAAGCGGGCUAUUUGAGAAGAUAGGGUAGCUAUACUUUCAGUGGCUCCAGAAACUGCUAGACUUGGAUAUGUGAAAUUAACAUCCAUUACGAAUGAUCUGAUCCCGGAGCUAGCAUUCUAGUUAAAUUGCUGUGACUGGCCAAAUAACGAUCGGUACAUACUCAAUUCUAUUGAGAACUCAACUUCAUCAAAAUUUGGUGGAAGAGCUAGAGCAAUUUUCAGUCAGUUUGCACACGCCAAGGUAGCUGUGAUCACAGGGACUAAGAAGGAUCAAUUUCCAGGUCAAAAGAGAUAUCCAUAUACAUUAUAUAUCCAGAAGUUGAAGUGUAAUUGCUUGUGAAAAUGGUUCGCAGGAGACUGGAACAUGAUGAAAUUACUAGAUUCUACUUUUGUUAUGGUGAAGAACAUAUACAUAGAAUGAUGGCUGAGUAUGUUCUGAGAAGGUCACUCCAAAAAUAACUGGAUCAGAUAGAUGAGGUGAUCGACUCCUUAAAAAUGCUACAGAUGUUUUUCAUGGUCCAUGCACUGACUAAGCUUCGUUUAUUUUCAAGAGUUUCAAGAUAUGUCAUGAAAGGCAGCAUGAUGGAAUAUUGGCCCCCAUUUUGCAGAACUUGGGCGAGGUUCUUGGAAAGUUCUGAACCUUUGCCUAUAUGAACUCUGGGGAAGUUAGUAUUAAGCUCUAUAUAGUAAAUGAUAUUCACAGCAUUCAACUUGUGUUAAUAGUUUGCAGGCGUGGAAUAUUCUUUUUGACCGGAACAUGGACUAAUUAUUUGACAAUUGUAUAUAGAGAUUCAAUCAAUACAUUCUUGACAGAAAUAAAUGCAGAUAGUGGAUCAUACCAGUUUGAAUAA